CUUUUCACUGCUUUCUUGUAUAAACUUUUCCGCCUCCCUCUGGCCGCCUCACCUUCCCUCGAGCUGGAGGCCGCUGCUGCCCGUCAUGACGGAGACCAAUGGCGUCUUCACGCCCAACAUGCGCGCUGUGCCUAUAGGCGACUUCGUAACGCCGAGCAAGAAGACUAACGGAGUCGGUAUCCAGGCUGAAGACACGCGGAUAUGCGUUGUAAUGGUGGGCUUGCCCGCGCGGGGCAAGAGCUUGAUUGCACAGAAAGUCGUUCGCUACCUCCACUGGCUGUCUAUAAAAGCGAAGACAUUCAAUGUCGGCCAGUACCGACGUACCGCGACCCCGAACCCGUCCGCCGAGUUCUUCGAUACCUCCAACCCGGAAGGAGAACGCCUCCGCAGAGCCGCCGCGGAAGCAGCCGUGCACGACAUGUGCAGGUGGUUUGCGGAGGGACGCGGAUUAAUUGCGAUACUAGAUGCGACGAAUUCAACAAAGACCCGCCGCAGGUGGAUACAAGAGCGAUGUGCAAAGGAGAACAUUGAAACUCUGUUCGUGGAGUCCAAGUGCGACGAUGAGGACCUGAUCAUGAGCAACAUCCUGGAAGUCAAGACAACGUCACCGGACUACGUAGGGCAGGACCCAGAGUUGGCCGCAGCCGACUUCCGGAAUCGUAUUCGGAACUAUGAGAAGGUGUACCAGACUAUCGACGAGGAUGAACGCGAUCUCACAUAUGUGAAGUUAAUCAACGUGGGCAAGCAAGUCAUCAUCAAUCAGAUCCAGGAUUACCUGCAGAGUCGAGUAGUGUACUACUUGAUGAAUCUCCACAUCAAGCCGCGCUCCAUCUGGUUAUCCCGGCAUGGCGAAUCGCAAUACAAUCUCUCGGGCAAGAUUGGCGGAGACGCAGACCUUUCUGAGCGCGGCGAAGCCUAUGCUCAUGCGCUACCCGGUCUCGUCGCGAAAUCCGUCGGUGACGGCCGCAGGCUCACCGUCUGGACGUCCACCCUAAAACGAACGAUACAGACCGCGCGCUUCCUCCCUUUCGAGAAGCUCGAGUGGAAAGCUCUGGACGAACUCGACUCCGGUGUCUGCGAUGGCCUCACGUACGCCGAAAUUGAACAACAGUACCCCGAAGACUUUGCGCAACGCGACGAAGACAAAUACAACUACCGCUACCUUGGCGGGGAAUCAUACCGCGAUGUGGUUAUCCGGCUGGAACCUAUCAUAAUGGAGCUGGAGCGCAGUGAGAACAUUCUGAUCGUUACGCAUCAAGCGAUCCUGAGGUGCAUCUACGCAUACUUCAUGAACGUGCCGCAAGAACAGAGUCCCUGGAUGGAGGUGCCACUUCAUACGCUAAUCAAAUUGACGCCGAAAGCGUAUUCGACGCAGGAGGAGAGGCUAAAGGCCGAUAUUCCUGCUGUCAGCACCUGGCGGGGUAAAGGCAGCAAAGCACAACAUCAGGAAGUCGAUGGCUGCGCGGGUGGUGGUAGCAUAUGAUGUCAUGGCGCAGUCUCGGGACGUCAGCGAACCUCGGUCGAUUUGGCGAGUGGGGAUGGAGCGGCCCGCCGCGGAGAGCGGAGCGGAAGAAAGGGAAGCUUAGUCAGGCGGAACUUGGCUCGGCGGGUUAGACGACCGCGAAAGGAAAUAAAAGGAGAGCGUUGAGGUCAGAGUUUGAGGACCUGAUGGGCUUCGUUUUUAUGUCUUGACCAUUUCUACUGUGGGCUUGGCUAGGAUGCUUAUCACUUUGGCGGCGUUAAAACAUAGACUGGUAUGGCUUCCAUUAUCAGUUUUACUGUUUCCAUAUCUCUCUUCCCUUUUGAGAACGCUUUAUCAUGACG
Messenger RNA from Trematosphaeria pertusa, 1824 nucleotides. Its product is annotated as 6-phosphofructo-2-kinase/fructose-2,6-biphosphatase 2. The coding region runs from base 86 to 1483 and encodes 465 amino acids. Gene Ontology annotation, biological process: fructose 2,6-bisphosphate metabolic process; fructose metabolic process. The record is from RefSeq and is a predicted model, not a curated record. Gene Ontology annotation, cellular component: cytosol. Lineage: Eukaryota; Fungi; Ascomycota; Dothideomycetes; Pleosporales; Trematosphaeriaceae. The transcript is spliced from 3 exons. Gene Ontology annotation, molecular function: fructose-2,6-bisphosphate 2-phosphatase activity; 6-phosphofructo-2-kinase activity; ATP binding.